CCGCUCUCAGCAGCAUCAUCGUCGUCCCCGCCGGGUCCGGUGUCAGAGAGGAUGGUUCAGCCCAAAAGCAGCCGGGGAUGCGAAUGACAGUGAUAAGAUAAUGGCCUUCGAUUUACGAAGGUUCCCGAAUGUGCGCCUGGUGACCAAGUGAAACGACCGUGGUAGGAAAACACUGAACCAUGUUGCUCUAAGUUGUGACCUGUGGUGAAAGGGGGAGGAGGAAGAGGAGGAGGAGUAGGGAGGUCUAGGCAGGUAGGAAGACGGACAGGCAUCUGCUGCAGCUCCCUUUAGGCAGCCCUAAUCAAGCUUGAAGCCAUGGGCAACACAGCCACCAAGUUCCGCAAGGCCCUGGUGGGUGGUGACGAGGCCCUGGCCUGGCAGCUGUAUGAGGGCAACCCUCAGUUCAGGGACGGCCUGGACCCAAAUGCGUCGUAUGGAGAGCAGUACCAGCACAACACGCCCCUGCACUACGUCUGCCGUCAUGCCAUGACUCGUCUGCUCAGGUCCUUCCUGUUCAGUAAAGAGGGGAACCCCAACAAGCGUAAUGUGCACAAUGAGACGUGCCUCCAUGUGCUGUGCCAAGGCCCACAGAUCCUGCUGCUGUCAGAGGGAGCACUGUCACCUCGACUGGCCCGACCCCAGAGGGACGAGCAGCGUCGCGCCGACUGCCUGCAGAUGAUCCUGAGCUGGACUGGGGCCAGGCUGGAGGGAGGCCAGUACGAGAAGGCUAAUGUCAACGCCACCGACAAUCACCACAGCACCUGUCUGCACUAUGCUGCCGCUGCAGGCAUGAAGAGCUGUGUGGAGCUGCUAAUCCAGAGCGAGGCGGACCUUUUUGUGGAGGAUGAGGACAAGUUGACGCCAUGUGACCAUGCCGAGCGGCAUCACCACACCGAGCUGGCCCUCAGCCUGGAGUCACAGAUGGUUUUCUCCUCCUCUUCAGCUCAGCAGUCAAACACAGACACACAUGGUGAAACGAAUCUGCUGCAAUACAAGGAGCCUUAUGAAGGACUGAAGCUUCAGGACUUGCGCAGGCUGAAGGACAUGUUGAUCGUAGAGACGGCGGACAUGCUGCAAGCCCCCCUCUUCACUGCUGAGGCCCUGCUCCGAGCACAUGACUGGGACAGAGAAAAGCUUCUAGAAGCCUGGAUGUCAGAUGCUGAGGGCUGCUGCCAGCGCUCAGGCGUGGCCAUGCCCACCCCACCGCCCAGCGGCUACAACGCCUGGGACACCCUUCCCUCACCUCGCACGCCCAGGACCCCGCGCUCACCCCUCACACUCACUCUCACCUCCCCGACCGACAGCUGCCUCACACCUGGAGAGGAGGGCCUGUCUACAUGUGGAAUCUGUCUCUGCAGUAUCUCAGUGUUUGAGGAUCCAGUGGACAUGUCCUGUGGACAUGAAUUCUGCAGAGCAUGCUGGGAAGGGUUCCUCAAUGUUAAGAUACAGGAGGGUGACGCACACAAUAUCUUCUGCCCGGCCUAUGAGUGCUACCAGUUGGUGCCAGUGCAUGUGAUUGAGAGUGUGGUUUCCAGAGAAAUGGACCAGCGAUAUCUACAGUUUGACAUCAAGGCGUUUGUGGAGAACAAUCCUGCCAUCCGCUGGUGUCCCGCAGCACGGUGUGAGCGAGCGGUGCGGCUCACCCGACCAGGCCCCGGGGACAGUGACCCACAGAGUUUCCCCCUGCUGCCCUCCCCAGCUGUCGAUUGUGGCAAGGGUCACCUCUUCUGCUGGGAGUGCCUUGGCGAGGCCCAUGAGCCAUGUGACUGUCAGAUGUGGAGGAACUGGCUCCAGAAAGUCACAGAGAUGAAGCCUGAGGAGUUGGCAGGUGUGAGUGAGGCCUAUGAGGAUGCUGCUAACUGCCUGUGGCUGUUGACCAACUCUAAACCGUGUGCCAACUGCAAGUCACCCAUUCAGAAGAAUGAGGGCUGCAACCAUAUGCAGUGUGCCAAGUGUAAGUAUGAUUUCUGUUGGAUCUGUCUGGAGGAGUGGAAGAAGCACAGCUCAUCAACAGGAGGCUACUAUCGCUGUACUCGCUAUGAGGUCAUCCAACAGCUAGAGGAGCAGUCCAAGGAGAUGACUGUAGAGGCAGAAAAGAAGCACAAAAGUUUUCAGGAGCUGGAUCGUUUCAUGCACUAUUAUACUCGCUUCAAGAACCAUGAACACAGCUAUAAGUUGGAGCAGAAACUGCUGAAAACAGCUAAAGAGAAGAUGGAGCAGCUGAGCAGAGCCUUCAUUUGUCGUGAAGGCACUCCUCCAGACACACGGUUCAUUGAGGACGGUGUGUGUGAGCUGCUGAAGACGCGACGUGUCCUGAAGUGCUCUUACCCAUACGGCUUCUUCUUGCAACAAGGAAGCACCCAGAAGGAGAUAUUUGAACUCAUGCAGACGGACCUGGAGAUGGUAGUGGAGGAUCUGGCCCAGAAGGUCAAUCGGCCGUACCUGAGGACGCCCUGCCACAAGAUAAUCAGCGCGGCCCGUCUGGUGCAGCAGAAGAGGCAAGAAUUCCUGGCGUCGGUGGCUCGUGGCGUCGCUCCCAACGACUCUCCUGAACCACCACGCAGGAAUUACCCUGGAGGAUCGUGGGACUGGGAGUACCUUGGCUUUGCCUCCCCUGAGAUGGGGAGUCGUCACUCUGUACUGGCCGCAGGAGAACGAGAUAGACAGUCACAGGAUUAUGCUGACAUCCAGUACCGUCGCAGACACAGGCCACGGCGCAGAGGAGACAUGCUGAGUCUGCACAGCCUUAGAAGCAGCAGCAACACGCCAGAGACCAGCAGGAGGAGUGACAACACAGAAGCUCCAGAGAGAGGUGAGGGCCGCAGAAGAGCGCUGGGCUCGCUGGAUGAAGAUGACCCAAACAUCCUGCUGGCCAUCCAGCUGUCCCUUCAGGAGUCCCGCAGAGAGCGGGGCCUGGAGGGAGACCUGGAGAGAGGGCUGGAGGGCAGAGUGGAGCUGGAACGUGGACUGGACAGAGGACAGGAGAGGAGGCCAGGUCCCGUGGGAGACCUGGGUGAUGUCGCUUUGCACUCUCUCAACACAGACGGUCCUCCGGGAGCCAGAGGCUCCUCCUUCCCCACUUCUCUCCUCGAUCCUCCUCGUCCCCCUAACAGGACAGACUCCACCUCCCAGCCUCCCAUGUCUGGCUCCCUCCCCCUCCCUCCCCCACCUCCCUCCCUCAGUGCAGAGCUGCUGGAGCUGGGAGACAGCCUUAUGAAACUAGGGAGCAUAACCACUCCUUAUGACCUGGACACACACACACAGGAGCAGCUCUGCUCCCGCCACACAUACAACCACAGUACACUCACUGCUCCCUACACCACUGAACCUGCUUACAGCGACUGCAGCCAUAGACAAGACCAGAAUGCACUGACCGCUCCAUAUAUGCUCGACCACAUCACCAUCACAGAUCCUCGCUAUGAUGGCAAAGAGCAGAGUUACUGCCACUCGAGUGGUUAUUUGGCUGAGGCUGAACACACUGCCUCCUGCGCACUUGAACGCACCCAAAACCCGGCCCAUCCUAGUUCGUAUAACCGGGAACACGCAGCCUCGUACGACAGCACCCCGAAACCAGACAGCUCUUACAGCCCCUGCCCAGAACACAGUAGCUCUUACACUCAGGAGCGUCCUGCCGCCUACGCUCUUGAACGGCCACCCAAAUCAGACCCCCAGCCCCCUGCCCAGUUGUGCCUCCCAUCUCCAGAGCUCGAGCCGGAGCUGCUGCUUUCACCGGUGAUCCCGCCGGGGGGCCCUUUCACCCCCAGCGACCCUCAGAGUCUGGAGCCCCUGGACCCCACAGCCAGUGCCCAGCUGCUGGACAACAUCAUGGCCUGGUUUAACAACAACAUCAACCCCCAGAACAAUCCCCAGAGCCUGGCCCUCAUCCCCUCCCCACCCACCACAGAAACCGACUCCUCCCCUGACACACACACUGAGACUGAGUCCGAGAGCCAGACCUCCAGAGACGUGACCCCUGCCCCGAUCUGGCAGCCCCUGGAGGGUGAGCUGGAAGCGUGCAGAGGGUCGGCGAGCCCCCGUGUAGGUGCUGCUGGCGCGGAGGGUCCAAAGACGUCGAGGCCCAGCACUCUGGCCCUGGAAAACAGAGAGGCUGGCGAGGAGGGAGUGGACGCAGGGUGUGUGGCUGACCUGUCGCUGGACGAAGCGCGCACACACCCGUGCUCACACUCCCAACACGGUAACAGCCCUGCACACACUGCCUCGGCCACAGAGAGAGACUUAGACCUCAUCCUUCAGUUAGAGGGGGACCAAUCACCUGAGGAGUGGGAGGAGCAAGUACACCUGGUGUGACUGAACGAUGUGGAGAAAGAGAGAAGGCUGAGCCACGUACAGGAAGAGAGAGGAGAGAGAUGGAAGUGAAAGAGGAAAGAAAAUCAAACAUGAGGAAGACUAGAGAGAAGCACUGAUGGAAAAGUAAAAGAUAUAACAGUGAUGCCUCAAUGAAAGAUGUAGGUCUUUGGGAGUUGAGUGUUUACUGUGUGUAUUAUACUGUAUCUAGAGAGGACACAAACCCCUGCGGACUUUGUCCAGUAAAGAUGAUGUCAUACGCAGUUUGAUUUUUUUUAAGUGCUUUUUUGUCUGCUGUAAAAACAGACAAACCAUUCUUUGAAACAAAUGAGUGUUUAAAACAGAGUACAUCAAUGGAAAGCUACUGAUAUCAUAACACAUCAAAUGCUGCACAUGUUUCUGUUUUUUUUUUUAAUUUUAUUUUAUUUAUUCCCCACCUCCUGUAUUUGUCUUCUAGCUUGGACAGACGUUUGUCCGGGGUGAAAGUUUUGGUGCUGACCAUGCUGGAAUCCAGACUUGCCUCGUAUAACCACACUUUAUCAACACACUGACCCAACCACGAGCCUGUUCUGAGCUCCUAGAGCCAAAUAUGAUGAUAGCUGUAACCACGGAGCUCGUUUAGCGUACUGUACAAUCAGAGGGCCUAAUUCUGAUUUUUGGACCUUCACGCACACUGUGCCUGCUUUGUUAGAGAGCCCAACGCACUACUGAUCUUGACUUUUGGUAGGCUGUAAAGACGGACAGUACUCCUGUCUGCUCAAAAUGUCAUGCCAGUACAACAUGCUCAUCUGGGUUUUAUGACUGUAAUAACUCUUUUGUAAAUCUCCACAGAAGAGAAAUGGUCUUGUCCUUCUGCAAAGGCAGGUCAGAGGUCAGUUUCAGCCACAGAGCGGAGCCCUUAAGAGUCGGCAGGAACUCUGCAACAUGGGUGCUUGUUGAAUUGAACCCUCUAUUCUUCCUGCUUACUGCACCACCCUGCCACCCAUUCCAAACAGUUUAUCAGAGAUGAGCCUUCACCCACAUUGCUGUAUUUUGCACUUGCUUUUGCUCACUUUUCACAACAACCAUCUUAACACUAACUGCUAUAUUAAGAAUUUUGGACACAAAAUUGACAUUGAAAACAUCUUUAUCAAAUCAGGUAUCAGAGCAUCACAAUAUUGUGUUUGUUGCUGAAAUUUAAAAUUUUAAAAUAAAGCUUUCGGACAAAUUCUGUCAUCAGUACGCGACUGUAAUGCUGGAAACGCACAACAUUAACCACAAAUUACAUGACUAUAACUCAAUACAUGGCGACAUUUUGACAUUCGACUUCCUUGUUCUCCUCUUUGCAGAGCAGUUUUGUUGCAGAAAUGUUUGCAAACACACUCAUUCAGAAGUCUGUGUGCUUAGUAAAGAGAAUUAAAACCUGUUCUAAAAUGAUGUGUCUGUAUUCUGAGGGUCGAGUUUAAGUGUUUGUCUCUUUGCACAUUAAAACUGUUGUGAAAACUGAGCCAAAGCAAUCAGACAAUACUGUAAAUGGAAACACUCUUUCAUUUGAAUCAUAUCUGUUCCACUACUGACGGCUAGCACAGUGUGCUUUUUAUAGAUGAGAGAUGGGUUGGGAUUUAAACUGUAAUUUAUCCUUUUUUAAAUUGAUUUCCUAUUAUAGAGAAGAAAUUUCUUCAAGUUGCGACCAGAGUUGUUGGGUCUGUGUGCCUUUUUGUUUGGAUCAUAUUUGUAUGUUUGUUGGUAUUUAUUAGUGUCAUUGCUUUUUAAACAUGCUAAUGAACGACAUUGGAAAACACGCCACCAUACACUGAAGUUCUUGAUGCACAUUAGCACCGUCUGUCCUUACAGCCCAGGUGUUUCCUACUUUAUCUUAUCCCCAGAGAAGUUUUGACCACUUUAAUUUACUGAAAACAGCUUGAAGCUAUGUGAAAUAAUUGGGCAAUUGUUUGUUAGAGUUUCCACUAUAAUUAACGACCACUUUAUCAGAAAGUUGUUCAACGUAUUUGGCCUUUGUUUUGUUUUUUUGUUAUUAUUAUUUUAGGAUCUUGAACCUCGAUCCUUGGUUGUCAUUCAGCUUUAUCUUCAAACUUCAUUGCCCAACUAUAAUGUUUACAAGAGAUUUAAACGCUGCCUGCUGUGAGAUACGAUUGGGUGCUUUUGAGACUGAAAUGAUAAUUGUAGAGUGCUUCAUCAUACUUUCAUGGCGGGCCAGAAAAUUAUAAAGAUAUCCUGUCCAAGAGCAAAUUCUUAGUUGAAAUUUCCCUCUAAUUUACGAGAGUUAUAUAGAAAGUGAUAUGCAAUCGAAACUGCAUUACUUAAAAUUGAUAGUUUGAGUUUGAAGCUUGUUUAAAAGUGUGAGGUCUGGAGUGCUCCACCUAAAAUGACACCUUUUCCUCCCCGUAUUGAACAUUAAACUGUGAAGGUGCUAGACAGUUUGUAGGUGCUGAUGAAGACAUUUCAUAAAGCCUGCUGAGAUGUGAGGGCAGCUGGUAACGCCCAUAACAUUUCAGACAUUUUUCUCCUGAGGAAUGGCUUGUUUAACACGACUGCACACAUUUCUUUUAGGUUGCAUGGUUGCAACACAAUGGAAGCACUGAGUCCAGGGUCUUUUAAUUUGCACAAACAUGCUGUAAAUGUGUUAAACAAACGGAGUGCUGUCAGGCAAGAUAUGGGGGACUGAUGAGUGCGGCUUUUUAUUAUUAUUAUUAUUAUUAUUAUUAUUAUUAUAUUUUUUUGUUUUCUUGAUUUAGAAUUGGUGUCAAGGGAAUGGUCCUGUGCCAUUUUGUACUCCACAUAUAAUGUUUAUAUAUUAACGAUCCCUCAACCAACCACUUCAGAGUUCAAAAGUGAAAUUGCACUCUCAUAGAUUAUACUUGAUACAUUCCCAGUUGGUCCAUAAGAGAGGUUUGAUGUGUGGCCAAAACUGUAAAUGAAAGUGUCAGUGCAAAGUUUACUCUCAAUAAAAAGAGCUG
This is a messenger RNA of Chelmon rostratus (copperband butterflyfish), 7262 nucleotides long. RefSeq names its product ankyrin repeat and IBR domain-containing protein 1-like. Gene Ontology annotation, biological process: protein polyubiquitination; positive regulation of proteasomal ubiquitin-dependent protein catabolic process; ubiquitin-dependent protein catabolic process. Lineage: Eukaryota; Metazoa; Chordata; Actinopteri; Chaetodontiformes; Chaetodontidae. Gene Ontology annotation, cellular component: ubiquitin ligase complex; cytoplasm. The transcript has 21 exons. Bases 316 to 4308 code for a protein of 1330 amino acids. The record is from RefSeq and is a predicted model, not a curated record. Gene Ontology annotation, molecular function: zinc ion binding; ubiquitin conjugating enzyme binding; ubiquitin protein ligase activity.